This is a messenger RNA of Galendromus occidentalis (western predatory mite), 420 nucleotides long. RefSeq names its product larval/pupal cuticle protein H1C. The transcript has a single exon. Lineage: Eukaryota; Metazoa; Arthropoda; Arachnida; Mesostigmata; Phytoseiidae. The coding region runs from base 1 to 420 and encodes 139 amino acids. The record is from RefSeq and is a predicted model, not a curated record.
AUGAUCGCCUUCGCUUUCGCCGCUGCCGUCUUGGCCACCGCCAACGCUGGAGUCCUCCACUCCGCCCCUCUUCUCCAGGCUCAUCAUGCCCCCCUUCUGUCUCACGUCGCCGUCGCCCAUGCUGCUCCUGUCGCAGUCGCCCAUCCCGUCGCCACCUCCUACACCUCGGUGACCAAGACCAUCCACGCGCCCGUCGCUAAGAUCGCCCAUGCGCCCGUUCUCCACGCGCCACUUCUCCACGCCGCUCCCGUCGCCAAGAUCGCCCAUGCGCCCGUUCUCCACGCACCCCUUCUCCACGCCGCUCCCGUCGCGAAGAUCGCUCAUGCUGCUCCCCUCCUCUCGACUCACAUCGGCCACGCCGUUGCCGCUCCCAUCUACGGAACUGCCUACGGAACUGCUUACGGAGCUCACGCUUGGUAA